Messenger RNA from Lepisosteus oculatus (spotted gar), 3718 nucleotides. RefSeq names its product thrombomodulin-like. The record is from RefSeq and is a predicted model, not a curated record. Gene Ontology annotation, biological process: cell migration. Gene Ontology annotation, cellular component: extracellular matrix; external side of plasma membrane; membrane. Gene Ontology annotation, molecular function: extracellular matrix binding; transmembrane signaling receptor activity; extracellular matrix protein binding. Lineage: Eukaryota; Metazoa; Chordata; Actinopteri; Semionotiformes; Lepisosteidae.
GCUCAUUUAAUAGGAGCUGUACAGCAACCUCUGGCAGUAUAGUUUUGUACCAAAACUCUGGUGAAGUAAGCAGUUUACUAUCAGAUGUAUUCCUUUUUAUUUCGUACUGUAGAUAAUGGAGAGUUUAAUGAGAAUUCUUGCUACGGUUCAGUUUAUUUUACAAAUAACGGGAAAAUCGGCGAAAAGUGGUGUCUGUGUAGGAAACGCCUGCUACAGCAUAAACCAGGAUUCCACCACUUUUCAGACAGCCAAGAACAAAUGUGAGUUGCAAGGAAAUUUAAUGACCGUCCGAUCAUCGGUAUCAAACGAAGUACUCGCUGUGUUAAUAGCGAAUUCAAAAGCAGAUUUCUGGAUCGGGCUUCAGCGUCCUGCAGGGCGAUGCACCGAUAACACCGCUAAACUGAGAGGAUACGUGUGGGUAACAGAAGAUGAAAACACAGACUUUACCAACUGGGAAAACAGUGUCUCAGCCUGCUCUCGGCAGUGUGUCUCAGUUUCCAGCGAUCUGAAGUGGAAGGAAAGGUCUUGUCAGGAUGAAGUGGAUGGAUUUCUGUGUGAGUACAAUUUCAAUAAAACCUGUGACCCUCUGCCACAAGACUUUGAUGAGUUUAUUUUAUAUAAAACUCCUUUAGGAAUUAAGGGAGAGGAUCUCGCCUCCAUUCCUCCUGGAAGCAUUGCAACACUGAAACCUUCUGAUUUCAAAGUCUUAUGUGUGGCUGAUGAGACUAAUAGCUGGAUUCAGGGACCUUGGAGUUGUGAGUUUGAAAACGGUGGCUGUGAGCACCAGUGCAGAAUGAAGAAUGGUAAACCAGAGUGUAUUUGCCCACCUGGUGAGGAACUGAAAGGUAAUAAACUAAACUGUAAUAAAAUGAAUCUGUGUGUCAAUUCAGACUGCGAACACCUCUGUGUGAAUCACAAUGACAGCUAUACAUGCCUGUGCGACUAUGGGUUCAAGCUGGAAGAGGAUGGGAAGCGAUGUAGAGACAUAGAUGACUGCGAACUUCCAGGAAUUUGUGGCCAUGAGAAGGUGUGUGUGAACACGCCUGGCAGUUUUGAGUGCAGAUGCCCAGAUGGAUAUGAAGAUGUUAAGGGUGAAUGCGAAGACAUUGAUGAAUGUUUGAAUGAUGUAUGCCAGCAGGAAUGUGAAAAUGUAAUGGGUAGUUACAAGUGUUCCUGUUUUCAGGGAUACAUGCAAAGAAAUGAAAAUACUUCUAAGUGUGAACUAUAUUGCUCCUCAUAUGAAUGUCCAGCUGUAUGUGAUCCAAACGUUUACUGGAUGUGUAAGUGCCCAGAUGGAUUUGUAUUAGACCAAAGGGAAGAUGGUUUGUACUGUGUUGAUAUUGACGAAUGUGAAUCUGGCACCUACUGUUCUCACUUUUGCAACAACACAUUCGGGAGUUACAGCUGUUACUGUGAAAAAGGGUUUUAUCUUCUUAAUAAUUUUUUGUGUGUUUCUGAAGAAGAAAAAGUAGGAUCCACAACAACUAUCUUUUCUCCAGUUGUAAGUGGUUUUGUUACUCCAACUUCGAACUACACUGUAGAUGACACAUAUAUAGUAACUCCUGGAGUCCUUUUUGGAAUUGUCAUUUGUACUGUUGUGAUUAUAUUAGUUUUGAUAUUUUUCCUCCACUGGGUCUAUAAAAAUCAUGUAAAAGCAGGACCUGCUUUUAACCCAAAGAAGAAAGACCUGCGUGUAGAUCCUCAUGAAAGUACUGAAAUGAGCACUGAUGCAGGCUUUAUUUGAAAAGUAAUUUUACACUGUUGAGGUCCAGUGCACCCUAAUAUUGCCUUCAUUUUGGCCAUCACGCUCUUAAACCCCUCCUCCUAAGGAUGCUCCAGCCCUUCCUAGUUUUAUUCUUGAUUCCCUGCACCUGUCUCCGGUUCCUGCCCCUGUCCUACAAAAGCCAGGCAUUCCUGCCAAUCCGGGCUUAGCUUUGGAAGAUGGAUGCCCAGAAGCCUGCCUAUCCGCGAGUCCAGAAGCGACUCGACGGCACAGGCUUCACCACGGCAUUAGGGAGUGUCUGGUCCCAUGACCCCCAUUUUAUUCCCCUGUUCCGCCGUUGGAUCCCGCUCCGGCUUUUAUCUCUGUUUCUCUGUCAGGAUGGAUUAUCUCUUAUUGGAUUACACUGCUACACUCAUGGAUUUGCCUCGGACUCCUUUGAACUAUUUGUCUCGGCUGCACCUCCCCCAAACACCAGCGCACCAUAGAGAUGCCCCCUGUUUUCCUUCCGGCCCCUUUGCAUGCUGUUUUCCCCGUGUUUUCCUCACUCCUCCCCAGAUUGUGUUGUCUGCACAGGGUCCUGAAAGAAUGCUUCGUGACAUUGGCAACUGCAUGAUUCAGGGUAUCACAAGUUUUCGUAACUUAAAUUAUUUAAAAACUCAAUAGUAAAACAUUUCAAAUUAUUUUCUAAGAUUUAAGAUUUCUUUCAAAUUACAAUAAAAACUUAAAUCUCAUUAAAACAAUGAAUUACUUAAGGAAAACAACUGGCCUGUUUCAAUAUGUUUCAAAACUUAAUACACAAAAGAGAAGCUCAGAGUGUGUCAAACAAAAGAGAAUCAAAACACAAAUGUAGGAAGCCGUGACAAUCAUCAAAUAAAAGAUGAGCUAUACAGAUAAAAGAAAAAUAAAGGUAGCUUAAGUGAAUCAGCGCUGUAUGACUCAAGGGAUAUUGACACAUACAAAGUUUAUGGCAAGUCCAGUUUAUUGUAAUUCUGAUGCUUAACAGAUUGUUAAUAGGAAGUAUUCUCUAUUUCAUUGUGCCCUAAAAUACUAAAUGAGUGUAAAUAAGCAAUCAUUGUCUUAAAAAUAAUACUAAAAAAUUAGCCAAUAAGUCUUUGAUAGACCAUCAUUUUAUGAAGAUGGCUAUGCCGAGCUGAAGUAUUUUCAUAGAAGCAAUGUGAAAUAAAUCUUAAUUAUUACAAUACUUGAAAAAUAAGAACCUGAAAUGAAAGACAGCAAUUUAUACACAUGUACUGUAAAUAGAAUGUCAUUUACAGAAAGCCAUUGCUAAACAUCAUAUCCUGUAGUCUCAGUUGCUUUACUUAUGUGUUUAAAUUAUUAAAAUCGAAGGCUGUUAAGAAGCUGAAGUUAUUUUCUGUUGAUGUUAGACAAUGUCUGCUCUUUUUUAUGUGUAAAUACAUGAUAGUUGCAUCUCUGCAGAGAAAGACAAAGAAAUAACUUUUAAUUUAUGAAUGGUCUUCUGGCAUACAGAGCUGUGUACAUUGGAGAAACCUUCUUAGAAAUGAUAUCAAGCUUACACGUUUGUGGAAAGUUUUUAUAAGCAUUUCAAUUAAUGUCAUGGAAUUUCCCAGUACUGGAAACGGCAGAAGAAACAAAUCAUAUACUGAAGACAUCACUAUCUUUGGAGUGAGUCAGUGUUAUAUACAAAGUUCCAUCUCCUCUGACAAAAGGAAUGAGAAAACUUCUUACUGAGAACAGUGAAACACCUGAACUUCUUGGAUUGAACAUUCUGUUCUGACAAAUUCACAGUUCACUGAUUUUUCUAACAACGCAUUUAAAUUUUUUUUUUCUCGAAAUGUCUUAAUUUUUAAAGAUUUCAUUUGAUACUUGUGUUACACAAAAACUUAUUUUCAGUCUUUUGUAAGCUGAAGUUCAUCUCCCAUUAAAACUCUGUCUGAAACAAACAUACAGUGGUGUGAAAAAGUGUUUGCCCCCUUCCUGAUUUCUUAUUUGUUUGCAUGUUUGUCACACUGAAAU